AUGUCCGACUACGACGGCAUGGACUACCUCCAACCAGACUUCGACGCCAGGUCGUUGACUAUUCCGCGCUUGCGAUCUGCCCUUGUUGCACACAACAUCAACUACCCAGCCAACGCCAAGAAGGCCCAGCUCGUGGAGAUUUUUGAGGAACAGCUUCGCCCGCAAGCCAAGAAGAUCCUGGACCAGCGCGCAAAGGCAAAAAGGUCGAGUCGCGGUAUCUCUGACGCCGAAAGCUCCCAGAGCAGUAACCCUUUCAAUGAACCCGAGGAACUCGCUCCGCCGCCACCACCGCCAAGUGCGCGUGCGCGACGCUCGGCAUCACCAAGAAAGGCCUCCACCCGGAUCAAGUCCGAGGAGCCCGAUCACGCCUUGCUGCCACCCCCUCGCAGCCCCACGAAGCGCACUUCGAGAGCCUCCAGCAAGCAGCCACAAACUUCGGACUCGGAUGUCACACCUGAUUAUGGAAACAGCCUGCGCACUCCCAAGGUCAGACAGGCGCAGCCUGUGUUCAAGCACGAGCAGUCUGAUGAAGGCUUCUUCCGCCGGGAGUCGGGCGCUUUCAGUACCGAGAAUCCAUUCCAAAGCGGUAGCUCGCCUGCUGUUGAGCAGACUCCCAUGAGCCGGCGCACAACCACUGGGUAUGGCUACGAUACGGCAAGAUCGGCUAGCGGACGCUCGCCACGCAAGCAAGUUGAUGGCUUUGGUUAUUCUGAUGCCGACGACUCUAACAUGUCCAGGAGCCUCGAGGUUUCCGCAAACACGCUCCUUAGGGGUAAGACUCCUGACUUGCCACCUCAGCCAACAGUCGACUUUGGCGAAGAAUUCACGCCUGCGGAACAACUCGAGCUUGAAGCAGAGGAAAACCUGGGCAGCCAGUCAGCUGUAGUUCCGACAAGCCAAACUCGCCGCGCCAAGUCGGGAGGCGCAGGCACAUCUCUGGGUGUCUUGCUCACCACUGUUCUGGCCGUCUACGCAGGUUGGUUCCGCCAGGAGAAGAUUGCUGUCGGCUACUGUGAUGUUGGUCGUGCUGCUGGCACCAUCCCCAACGAGCUCCCAGUCCCCGAAUGGGCGCAAUCGGUUCUCGGCGACGAAGUCACAAUUCCGCAGUCUGUCAUCGACACUCUAGAGCCCACAUGCGAACCCUGCCCAGCUCAUGCUUACUGCUACGGUGACUUUUCUGUUCGAUGUGAGCAGGACUAUAUCCUCAAGCCGCAUCCCUUCUCCCUUGGUGGCUUGAUUCCCCUGCCACCAACUUGCGAAGCGGAUGGAGAGAAGGUACGUCGUGUCCAGGCCGUGGCCGAUCGUGCUGUUGAGGAGCUGCGCGAGCGCACCGCUAAGUACGAGUGCGGCGAGCUCACCAACGAUGAGGGCAUCAAAGCUGAUUCUCCUGCCAUAGAAGAGCAGGAGCUAAAACAAGUCAUCAGCGAAAAGAAAAGCAAGAAGAUGAGCAACCAGGAAUUCGACGAUCUUUGGGGAGCAGCGAUUGGUGAAAUCAAGGCCCGGGAGGAGAUCAAGGUGGAAACACAGCAAGAAAACCGAGAAACCGAUUCCUCCGCAGUUCCAGUCACGUACCUACUAUCCACCUCUCUCGCUCGAAUUCCGCUCACCUGCGCGGCCAAGCGGUCAAUCCGACUCGGACUGGCAAGAUAUCGCCUCCAGAUUGGCUCUGUGAUUCUAUCCCUUUUGCUAGCGCAAUAUGGCAGGUCCAGAUAUCGCAGCAACCGCGCCGCCAACGCCCAAGUGCCGGCCCUGGUCGACUUGGUGUUGGAGAGGCUCGCAAACCAAAAGCAGAUCAGCGACGAGGAAGAUGACCCUUGGCUGUUCUUGCCCAACCUCCGAGAUGACGUUCUCAGGAGUGUUCACAAGCUGAGCCAGAGGGAGAAGAUUUGGCAAAGAGUGCGCGCUGUUAUUGAGCAAAACAGCAACGUACGCACGUCUCAGCGUGAGGGUCGCAGCGGUGAGGUGGGCAGAGCGUGGGAGUGGAUUGGGCCGAGUGUUGGUGAUAGCGCACGUAGGAGACGGAGCUCUCGGGUUUCGUGGGGCCCUGAUUUGAAGAGUGAGGAUGAUUCGGAGAUGGAAAAGAGCUACCUCCACCAGAAGUGGGAGGAAGGCGGCGGCCGACCCAUUUACUGA
Messenger RNA from Pestalotiopsis fici W106-1, 2133 nucleotides. RefSeq lists its product as uncharacterized. The coding region runs from base 1 to 2133 and encodes 710 amino acids. The record is from RefSeq and is a predicted model, not a curated record. Gene Ontology annotation, molecular function: chromatin binding. Gene Ontology annotation, cellular component: nuclear inner membrane. Lineage: Eukaryota; Fungi; Ascomycota; Sordariomycetes; Amphisphaeriales; Sporocadaceae. The transcript has 2 exons.